UCGCGUCGUUCUCCUUCUAAUAACCUUCAGCACUUGCUUCAAUAUAACACCAUUAGUUCAAUUUAGUUCUUCUACCGAAACUCAUCCAUACAAUCCUUCGAAUGAUUUGAUUUGUUACAAUUAGCAAGAUUUAUGACGCUACUUCUCGUUCCGGCCGUGCAUCUUAAACUAACCGAUAUUUUACAAUAUAAACUGACCCAAAUAUAUUCAUGCAGAGCAUUAAUCAAAUGAACUUUUUGAGACGAGGGUUUCGAAUGGGUGCUAAUUUAAACAGAACCAUGCCAAGUUUACAACACGAAAUAGACACCCCUUUUGAAAAGGCCACCUUUGGAAUGGGAUGCUUCUGGGCAUGUGACUGCCUCUACGGCGCUACUCCAGGAGUCCUCCGUACUGUCGUCGGUUACUCCGGUGGAACUAAAGUAAAUCCGAAAUAUCGGGACUUAGGUGACCACACUGAAGUGAUUGAAAUCCACUUUGAUCCAAAAACAGUGAAUUAUGACAAACUACUCUCGCUGUUCUGGAACAACCAUGAAUACGGCCUAACUACCAAAAUCAAGCGCCAAUACAUGUCUCUCAUUUUAUAUCACAAUGAAGAACAAAAGAAAAUCGCUGAACAGUCCAUGGAUCGUGAGGCUAAAAAACGCAACGAGAAGUUAAUCACAGAAAUUGCACCAGCACGUGAAUUCUAUCCGGCCGAAGAUUACCAUCAAAAAUACAGAUUGCAACGGCAUCCGUGGUUGUGCGAAAUGCUCAAAUUAUCUCCACAGCUACUACAAACUUCGCACAUAGCGGCCAGACUCAAUGGUUAUAUCGUCGGUAUUGGAAAAGAACAACAUCUGGAAAAUGAAUUGCAGGGCUUUGGUUUCAAUGAGAAAAUGAUCGAAUACGUGAGAAAAGAGUGGCACGCAAAUAAAGGUGGCACUCUCUACUGUUAGUUACAUACAUUUCUUCAUCUUCAAUAAAAUGGAGAUCAGUUUUAUAGUGCCUUUAAUAAAGACGCAACAACUUUUAAUUUAAUAAUUCAACAAUCUAAGAAAAAAACUUUGAUUAAACUACAAUGAAACCAAACAGCAGAAAUCUCAAGUCCAAGGAUAAUAAAAGAGGAUUCGUAAAAGUUGAACUAGCAAAUAAACAUGCUAUGAAAAUAAAUAAUUUGGCAGUCCGCUUCGUUGCUAAAUCACAAAUCUAUCUGUUGUUAUUAGAAUUAUCACUUAGUUAUUUAAGUUAACUAUGUUUAGAUUAGUUUUUAAAAAUUGAUUACCAUCAAUGUAAAGUAAAUAAAACAAGUAUUCUGUAGUUCA
This is a messenger RNA of Dalotia coriaria, 1301 nucleotides long. It is a transcript of the gene MsrA, whose product is annotated as methionine sulphoxide reductase A. Gene Ontology annotation, molecular function: peptide-methionine (S)-S-oxide reductase activity. The coding region runs from base 210 to 935 and encodes 241 amino acids. The transcript is spliced from 5 exons. The record is from RefSeq and is a predicted model, not a curated record. Lineage: Eukaryota; Metazoa; Arthropoda; Insecta; Coleoptera; Staphylinidae.